AUGGUCGAGUCUUUUAACGUUACUGCUGCGUUUCAUUCGCAGCUUAACACUUUAUGCAUUAGAGAAUUCCCUUGUGGAUAUGGAAGUUGGGUUAGAUGAAACUCUGUCUUUGUACGAUGGGUGUAAUCGUAUUAAGUUUUUAAAAGUUUAAUAUGUGUUCAUCUGAACCAGACUGAUCAUUUUACAUCCAUAUCAAACGCAAAAUAUCGGGUUUUGUGUUUAUUUUAGAGAGCCCCCAAUGUGAGCAGUAAUUUAAGCUUAAAAAGUACCACAGAAGUAAAAAGUAUGGGUACCUUGAAACCUGCCAAGUCGACAUCAACUUUACCUGCAAUAAUUCCAGGUGAGCAAAACAAAAUGAUACUUUAUAAUCGUUAUUAUUAUCGGAAAUAAUAUUAAUAGUUAAUAAUAAUGAUUUGAAAUUUAAUCAGAAUGAACUGCAAUGGAAGAAAACAAAGCAAAAAUAUGAUGUCAUUUUACUACUACAACCAGAAUCCUUCAAGAGUUUGCAUCCUUGUGCAAAAUAAGGCUUUUGUUAUUCAAACCCUGCUGGGAUAACCAAAUUUGAAUGUGCAAGGAAAAUCAAAAAGGAUUCUGGUCAUAGUAGUAAAAUGCCGCCAUCUUGCAAAUGGCCAAUUCUGCCAGGAUAUGUUCUACAACAUUGUUAUAUGGGAGAAUCUCUCCUUGAAUUAAGCUAUGUCUACAAUAUAAUACUGGGUAGCUCUAACGCUGGCACAAAAAAUGAAAAGCUGUUUUGGAAAGGGCUCUUCUCACACAUGAAAAUGGUGAUUUUGGCCCAGUUUCUGUAAAUAUGGAAGAAAGAUGCCUCAACCCCAGGGGGGGGUACACCAGAUUUGAAGUGACAGGGAUGAUCAAAGGAGUUUUGGGGGUUUGAAAUUUUUGAUUUUGGUUUGAAAAUUUUGAUUUUUUUUUGUUGGGGGGGUAGCAUGAUUUGGGGGAUAGUUCAAUAUGAAGACGCACACCCAGCCGUGUAGCUCUGUGAAUAACGUAAACCAAGAGAGGAAAUUUUUAUGGCUCAGAAAUUCAGCAUGGGGUUUUUGGGGGUUAAAUUUUGGUCCAGGGAUUUUAUUGGGUUUUAUUUGAAGUUCUAGGGAUUUGUUUGGGUUUUGGAGUUUUGCCCCCAUUCGAUCAUCUCUGUCACUUGAAAUCCAGAGAACCCCCCUGGGGCCUCAACACAUCAAUCUUGAAAGUGAAUCGUUACCUAUCAGAUUGAUUUCUAUGCCACUGAACAGGUCUUGAUACUAUACCGGGUAAUAUUAUACACUUAAUGUCAGAUCCCAAGGAAAACAGUUAGUUUUGUUUUCCCGAGAGUCCUGAUGUUUCCCGAGACGAAGUCGAGGGAAACAUUGGGACUCGAAGAUACAUUUGAUUUUAGUCAAGGCCACGUGACCAAGAAUCAACCAAUGGCAGUCCCUGUUUAGUUGAGUGAAAUUCUAGGAAUAUAACAAUACAUAUUGAUAUAACAAGCUAUCUGGUAACAGAGAACCUCUGUAUGGGUACCCGCAGACAUAGAUUUCAUGGUGUGUUUUCCAUCAAAUCAUCGGUUCUUCUGGUGAAAUCAUCGCACAUCAAGAAUAAUUUUUGUUUUGCAUGGUGGCAAGCUCAGCACAACCAUAACAAUGACAGAAAUGAGAAAUAAAAUCUGAGUUUGAAAAUCUGCUCGAGACUUCAUGGUAAAAAUCUCUGCUCUCUUAAAGGUAAAGAAGACUUCAAGAUAAACACUCUGAGAUUUCAAGAUCAAUCAAAAUUUCUGGAGAACAUUGAUUUUUUUGACUGCAUUCACCACUUCUGUUUUUGAUAAUAAUAUUUUUAUCUUUUUAUAUGUUUAUUCAGUACAGUAUUUUGGCGCUAGUGUCAGAGUGCCCAUGCAAGCUUGGUUUAAGACAAAAAGUUAAAGUUUGCUGUGUUUUGCAGAGAAUAGUGCACAGUUAGAGACUGUUGAAAGUCUACAAGCUUUGGCUAUAAAGAUCCCAUAUGACGUGGACUGCAGUUGGAGUAGUGAAGCUGCAAGCCUGCGAGAGAUUGCUGUGAAGUCACCUGACAAACUCACGCAAAAUUUCAUUCUGAAGUUCUUUAAAUCACUUCAAAUUGUAGACAAAAAGGUAAACUGAUAAAGAAAGAAAGGCUGAGUUUGUUCAGUUUCUAUGUAGUGGUUUUUAGGUUAAUAUUAGCUGUGGGAAAACCUUUGGGGCUUGGGGGUUAUAUAAGGGGUUAAAUGUGAGAAUUCAAAGCUUGUUUUAUGAAUCUUAUGAGUCAAUGAGUUGUAAGGCAACUUAUAAGUCUUGUUAGGGUUGAAGUUAGAGGUUGGGUUAAAGGUUAGGUUUAGGGUUAGGGUUGGGUGACUCAUGAAUCAAUGAUGCUAAACUUAAAUUCUCAUUUAAGAUAGGAUAAAAAACCUGAGGUAUGGAUCAAUAUGUGUUGGAUUAUUAAUUUUAGCAUAGGAAGUCUGAUUUUAUAUAGUCUUCUUGUAUUAAUUAUUAGUUUGGCUUUACAAUUUAUUUUCAAUCAGGUAACAGAAAUUGAUGAUGGACUUCUUCACCUGAAAAAUCUAAAGCAACUGACACUGAGUGCAAAUCUAAUCAAGCAUGUUGACUCCAAGAGACUUCCAAAAGACCUAGAGGUACUGGUAAUUUAAAGUUAAGCUUAAAAAAAAUACUUCAGCAAUUCUUUUUUGUCUAAGUCGACUAAAAUUAUUUGCUUGUUGUUUUACUUGACAGGAACUGGAACUUGCAGCCAAUCAAAUUUCAGACAUCAGUUCAUUAUGUGUUUGUCCCCCACCUCUCAUCCAUUUAGGCCUGAGCUACAAUCAAAUUUCUUCCAUCACAGGCCACAUGAAGGCAAGUUCAUGGUAAGUCAUACUUUCAAGUUCAUGCUGACUCAAUCAAAUAUUCAAGGAAUCUCAAAAAAAGAAAUGGCAUUAAAAAUCUACCCUUUUUCACAAAAGAAAAAAAAAUUAUUUCACUAAAUUAUUCAUGCUUAUGAUAAGCAAAAAGUAAAACCAUUUAAUAAUCCUAUAAUUUCCUCCUUUUCUUUUUCAGGCCUCAUUUACUAUCAUUAGACCUAAGCUUCAACAACCUUGCAGAUCUCUACAGCACUAUCAGUGUACUGAAAACUUUACCAAAAUUAAAGAAUCUUGUCCUUCAAGGAAAUCCUUUGGCAGUGAGUCAUCAGAGUUAUUUUAGGUUUAUGUACCGUUAACUGCAUACACCCUUGUCAACCGAUAAUAUUAUUCAACAACUGAGCACAUGUAACGUCUGCAUGCAGACAAAACCUAAUUUAGUAGUAUAUGGUCAAAUUAGAUUCUUUUUCAUUUGUGGGUUAGUAUUGCUUCUAAGCUAUCUUUUUUAUCCAGCUAGUACCAGGCUACCGUGGUUACACAAUCGACUCUAUUCGUCAGUUGACCAUUCUUGAUGACAUCAGAAUUUCAGCAGAUGAGAAACACUUCUUCAAAGGACUUUCAAAACUCAAAGGUAUUUGAUUGUUACCAAGUGUACUUUUAAGUCUAUCAUUAUGAUAACUAAAAGUGAGUUUACAACAUAAUUAUCUAUUGAGGGUUAAUUAAUUAAUUAAUUAAUAAUUAUUAUUGUCCCGUCAAUAAGAACCAUGGGGUAUGGAUUUUGUUGGUUGGUGAGAGUGCUUAUCUUUAUGACUUUUUUGAUGCUUUGUCUUAGACGUUCCAGUAAAUGAAGCUCAGGUUAUCAUAUAUAUCAAGAGUAUUAAUGGCAUUAAAAUGCCAGAAGAGAUUGAGGUCAGUAAAAUACACAAUUUGAACGAUUGGAGAACUGACAAUUUGACUAACAAUAGACAACUGUUUAACUGUGACAACAGACAGAUCAAAAUGCACCAAUUACUGAUUACGAGUCUUCAUAGCCAAUAACAUCACGGCUUAACUGACAGAUGACCAAUAACAUUGCAACGUUAUUGACCAAUCAGAUCAAUAACCAGAGUAUGAUAGCAUCAACUGACGUGAUACAACUCACUUGACUCUGAAGAUGACUACCGCACAGAUUGCCAAAACAUCAGUCACUGUCAACAACAACAGUCCUAUUCAGGACUAUGUUCACCCGGACGAUCAAACUCAACCUACUUUUGAAAAUUAUGACUCCCGGGUUCAAACCUUUCACUCAAUGUGUUUAUAUUAAUUUUCUUAAUUUGCUGAGGGGUUUGCAAUAAUUCAAGUGAGCACAUAAAAAAAAACUGAAGUUGCUCAGCUACCCAUUGUUGCCCCAUCAUUGCCCCAUCUGGAAGAUUGAUGAAACUUUAAAUUAAGAGGUUAGUUUCAAAUGAAUGUGUGUGCUGUUUUAGAGGCAAGUAAAGUCCUCAAAUUAAAUCAAAUCAAUUUAGCGUCGCCAUUUGACUCUAUCAAUUUGGUUGAUAAUUCUUUCAACCAAAUUGAUAGUCAAAUAGCCACAGUAAAUUGAUUUAAAGGCUGAUGUCUCAAGCACAAGCUAUCCAUCAGAGUGAGGUGUCUUUCUGUACAAAACUUUGUCAGUUUGUCUCUUUAUAGUACAAUGCUAUUAAGUUUUUCAUGCUACAUCAUCCACGAUGAGCAUGGCUUUGGCAAAUAGGCCUCAUAGUGUACUUCUUUCUUCAGACUACUAACUGUGGCAGAAGUUAUCACCCUUAAAUACAUUGUCCCUUGGAAAUAUUGAGCUCAAGUACUGCCAGUCAAUGUAGCUAUGGCAUAACUAAUACUUUAGCACAAGGUACAACUCAUAUCACAAGCAAGCAAAUGAAAAUGUGAUGCUGGUGGGGUAAAGGUGAAAAACUUGGAGUACAACGUAUAAUUGUUCACCUUUGGCAAACAUUUGUUGUAAAUUAUAAGGUUAAUUUGAUGUACUCUUAUUUCACAGGAUCCAGAGAUAAACUCUGAUUUCCCCAAGACUGAGCACAAGUACCAUGUGGAGUUCCAGUUCCUCAAGGCGGCACCCACUGUAAUAUUGUGUGAAUCUCCCGCUCUGUCAAUACCGACUAUCUCUUUCGUACCAGAUGACAGCAGCAGCAUUGCUCAAGAGGAAAACACUGACAAUAGUCAGAGCAGUGACAAUUCAGGUCAGUUGCUUUAGUCCAAAUGUUAAUUAGAAAACAAUACGCAGGAAUUUAGUCAGCUAAACAAGGUGGCACUUAAAAUAUGGUGAGACCAAAACAGCUAAGUCCAGAUGCUGGCGGUGGUUAAAUUUAAAGAGACAUUGUCACCAUGUGACCACUUUUAAGUUUCUUGCCUGCUAGUGACAUUCCGGAGUACUUCCGGUCAACGCCUAAACAACAAGGGGAAGAAAACUGCCCCCAUGGGGCUUGAUCUUUCAUACAACUUUCAAGAUCUUAAAAAUUCUUCCAGAUCAGUAUCCCUCAGGAGUGUAUGUAGUUAAAGGACAUCUUGAGUAGCAGCAUCAAUAUGGUGCAAAAGCUGGCUAAUUAUAAAAUGAAUACUAAAAAAAUAAUUAUCAGGGGCUGCUUAGCUUAUAAUUAUUCAACACUAUGGUAUAAGCAUAACAUUGUGUCCUCCUACAUUUUGGGCUUUCUACUUUUCUCUGGCAUCCCCUUCUUUCAAACUCAAAGGUAGUGACAGUGACUGCAGGAAGUUUGCUAUAUAUAUUUACAUGAUUAGGUAGCUGCUGGAAAUACCCUGUACCCCAAAUCUAUGUUAACAGAUCAUAGGCAAGCUUUAAGCACUACUCAUAACAGAAACCUGUCAUAUACAAUGAACAUACUGUACAUACUUCCUCAGUAAACUAUACAUUGUUACAUGUACGUAUGGUAAGGUAUAAUAUUAUUAUUUGUGUUAGUAGAAAAAACAAAACAUUAAUGCUGUCUUAAGAGAAUACAUUACAUUGGUGUAUGUACAGUAUCACUAUAAAAUGAAACACUUUAUCUGUGGUGAAGUUAAAAGUGACUUUGAAUAAUAAAAGCGGUGUUAAAAGGGAUUAAAUCAUUUUUAAUAAAAGUGAUCAUUCUUUACAGGACAUUUUCAAACAGUAUCAACAGGAAGUUUGCCAUGGUCUGAAGAUGGAAUAGAACUUGAUUAUAGCAAGAAAUUUCACACAACUCUGCUGGUUCCACUGCGAGAUUUCAUUCAAAAUGGUAUAAAUUUUACAGUGAUAAAGACAAAACAUAUGUAUGUGCUAGAGGACCCGAAUGCUGCACAGAAUAUUGAAAGCAAGCCUCCAGCAUCAGCAAAAAGUAGUAAGUCACUUCUAAUAAUUAAUUGUCACCAAUAUUUGUUACUGGUUCAAUAAAUUCUGUUAUGUGCAAGAUGCGCACACAUUAUGUAGCAAAUCAAGAGAAUUAAUUCAAGACUAUAAUUUACAUGGGUGUUUUGUAAGGGUGGGCCGAGGGGACUGUGGCCACCCUUCUUUUGUGGAAAUUUUGCAUUAUUUUUAAAGAAUUCACAGUAAAAAUAGUUUCUAGUAUAAAGGAGGCAUGUGCUCCCCCCUCUGAAUUUUCUGUACCCACCCCUAAUUUAUAAGAGAUGAACUGCCUUGGUUAUGUUUAAAUAAAAAUGAUACAUUUUGGUUCUACAUGUGCUUUUUUGAUUAUCAGUAUUUACAACAUGUAUAAAAGGAAACAACAUUAUUUUAUUUAAGGAUGGAAACAAGGUGGUUCAAAAUACAAAAUAGGUUUUUUUUCUCGACAAGGAUAGGGUUUCUGUGUUUUUCUCUGUUUUGCAGUACAGGUGGGGGUUUUAAUAACCUAAACACACUCAUCAAUCUUUCUGAACCAUAGGCCCCUGGCCUAGAUGCAGAAUAACUGAGCUGAUUUUCUUGUUGCAGUAAACAGUUGAUGGGAAGCAUGCUUGUAAUAUUAAAAUUUUAUUUUAUUUUGUUUUUAUCUACUAAGGUCGACCAGGAAGCAAAUCACAGAAAAGCCCAACAAAGGAGAAACGUAAAGACUCAGGCAAAGCAAAGGAAAAGGUUUGUAAAACAGAGUUUUCCUCAGUUGAAUUUCACAUUUACCGAAGGCGAAGGUAACCAAGCAUGGCAGUAAUAAGAAUAUUGUAAAAAUUUGUUAUAAUUCUUAAUUCUUUCAUUUACGUAAGGGAAAGGAUGGUAAAGGCAAGAAAAACAAACAAGAAGACAUUGAGUUAUUUGAGCUUCCAAGAACAAGAUCAACUUUGGGGUCAUGUCAGGUCCCUAUUUCUUCACUGCUGGAGGGAGAUCCUGCAGUGGAGGCAGAAUGUGUGUGCUUAAGUGAAGAGGAGACUGGGGAGAGUGACAGGAAAGAAGGGGGACCUGGUGCCAAGUCAGAUGCUAGUGACAAAAAGAAGCAAAACAAAGGUCAGUGAUGAUCAUUGAGCUAGCCAAUUUUAAAACGAGCCAGUCUAGAGCUCUUUAUUGCACGACAAAUUCUCUCUCAGGUCCGUUGAUAGUCUCUUUUAGGUCAGGCACUUUUGAGGGUGGCUGGGGGUCUUGCUGCACUAAACAUAGCAGAUUUGGAGGGGGGUGAGCUUUAAAAAGACACAAGAGGCUACCUUAUUUUAAUAAAACAGCAUACCGGUAAUAUAUUAUAUAAUAUUAAGUGAACCAUAUUGUCAUCUAAAAGUGUUACCCUUAUCAAUUAAAAUAGAAAAAUUUGUUACAAGAAAAAAGGUAGAAGUGCUUGUUCCCGUAUACAAAGGAUCGAGUGAACUUUAUCUGAGUUAUUGCUUGACUAAUAUGAAAUCAAAAAUCAAGUGUCCAUUGGUAAUACUACCAUUCCUGUUUUUGGUUUUGAAUGUCAGUGGAAGGGUAGCCUAAAAGUGAGAAGGCUCCAAUCCUGCCCCACUACCCAUUUUUAACCGAAAUCAAAAUUAUGCAUUUUCAAACAAAACACAAAAUGGGGUUUUACCUAGUAAAUGUGCAGAUGUUUAAGCAAGCUGACUUAAAACUGUAGAAUUGUACCCAAUGAUAGCUAAAAAAGCUCAAAAAAUGAAAAAUCCUACGGUUACUCUAGAAUGUUCAUUACUGCAUUUCUUUUUCAGCAGAUGAUAAGACUUCUAAAGGCAACCUGCGAGCCGCGACACCAGGCAAAGGCAAAGGUGGGCGAGGAAAGUCGUCACACAAAGAUGACAAGAAAGGCAAGGAAAAAGACAAGCAUGAAGAGAGUAUUGAUGAUGAGGAGGAUAUAGCUCCUGCUCCUCCCCUGACAAUACAAGUGCAAGUUAAACUUCAUUACUGGAAGUCUGCAAGAGAGGCUGCGCAAGAAUUUCUGCCGCAAGGGGUUCCCUCACAUACUGGGGCACACAACUAA
Messenger RNA from Porites lobata, 8244 nucleotides. NCBI's taxonomy places the organism in Eukaryota, Metazoa, Cnidaria, Anthozoa, Scleractinia, Poritidae. The record is from the annotation of a GenBank genome assembly.